AUGGGAACAACGUCGGCUCUUCUCAGGUCACCCGAGUUCGUCCUGGAAGAUGGUUCUUUGCUAUCGGCCACGCCGUUUGACCCCCUUCUUAUUUUUCUUUCUCUCCUUCAUCAGCAUGCAUCCGAAGUUUUCGUGCCUUUUUCUCAACUGAUAUCCCAGUGCGACUAUUCGGAUGAAGUCCGCAGAAACCUUACGUGGGUCUCAUCCCUCCCGGCUGUGGCGAAACGUAUCUCCUUAGUUGCGGAUAUCCGCAGGGCCUGCAGUUCAACAAGAGAGGCCAAUGCAGCACAACUGGGGGGAGAUUUGAGCUGUUCAAGUGAUGCUGAGCGUGCUCUUCAGUUCUGUCGUCUGAAUCUGCAGAAGGCCGUUGCGUAUCUUCAGGUGAAGCACGCGAAGCUGCGUGAUACCAUCCUUGCGCUACGAUUGCCUUUCAGGGAGUGUGCUGUGUGUGUGGAGAAGGUGCAUUACAGUCCCCGCACUACAGGCGGUAAUGAAUCUAAUCAGACGCAAAUAAGAAAUCGGACGAGCACGAGACUGGGAACAGGCGGAGAACGUGUGACUUCCCGCGGCGUUACUGGCCACUGUGAAAUUGAUACCUCAGCUGCAGACCGACUUGCAGAGGAGAUUCUAAGCGGAUAUCUCCCUAAGUGUCUGUUUACUGCUUUCAAAGAGCGGCGUCAGAGCGAAGGCUGCUUACAGACGACUAAAUCCACGGAGCUGCAAAAGGAGACCAGCUGCGGAUUCACAACUCUUGCGGUUGGCGGUGAUAAAAUGUUAUCCACGCUUGCACUUUGCAGUCCGGAUCCUUUGUCUUCAAGCUGCGAAGCACGAAGAGGAAAGCGUUCGGCGCCUCCGGCUGCCGCUGCUGAGCAAGCCGGAUGCCCCCGCGAGAGCAGUCAGCCCUCAGAGGAGUUGCAUGAUACGGUUGUGCAACGGAGGAAACGGAUUAAGCAUGAUGCAGACAACGACCGUCGAAAAGCUUCACCGGCGCGCGUGCGUGAGAUGCCCAGCGAGCCGCAUGGGUGUCCUAAUAGCGAGAAUACGUCUUCGGGAUAUGCACCGGAGAGGAGUCCACCUCCACAAGUGAUAGAGAAAGAAGCAGGAGUCGCACAUGUCGGAGCUGAAGAGCCCUCUACCUCUGCUCUACAUGCGAAUAUGGAUGAUAUGCAGUCUGCAAAUCCGGAACCCCGGAAAUGCGACACCGCAGGGUUGGGCGCGGCUAACGGGGAGCGUAAAGCCAGAGCAAAGAAACACCCCAAAGCUGUUGCCCGCGCUCCACACCAGGCCCUAAUUAGUUCGUUUUUCAGGAAAAAAGCAUAA
Molecule: messenger RNA, 1320 nt
Organism: Besnoitia besnoiti
Lineage: Eukaryota; Apicomplexa; Conoidasida; Eucoccidiorida; Sarcocystidae
Product: Ydr279p family (RNase H2 complex component) protein
Exons: 1
Coding region: 1-1320 (439 amino acids)
Biological process (GO): ribonucleotide metabolic process; RNA catabolic process
Cellular component (GO): nucleoplasm; ribonuclease H2 complex
Source: RefSeq, a predicted model, not a curated record